CUGGGACACGGGCAGGGUGCGGUCCUGGCGGUUCCCGGUCCCGGAUCUCUUCAAUUUCCCCUCUCACUCCUGCCCGGGGAGCGGAGGCAGCGGCGGCUCCGGCUCCGGCUCCAGCCUCGCCGCGCUGACCGCCGGGGCGCAAACCGCGGGGACUCCGGCAGCCCCGAGCCCCGCGCCCCGCGCCCCGCAAGCGGCCGCUCGCCUGCCAAAACAAACGGCCCUUCGCUAUUUAUUGCCGCCGCCGGGCCACGGCAGCUCAGAGCGGGCCGACACCGGCCCGCCGCACCAGGCAGCCGGAGCGCACCCGCACCGGGCAGCCGCCGCGCUUCGCCGCCACCGGCACCGGCACCGCACCGGCAGCGGCACCAACACCUGCCCGCCGGCUGCGCGCUGCAUGGGGAGCCCCGGGGCGGGCGGCGGGAGCGGCGGCCGAGCCUAGCGGGGCCCCCGGAGCCGCCGGUCCCCCGGGCCGCCCCGGGGCCGCCGGGCGCGCCAUGAAGCCGGCGCGGCUGCUGCUGCUGCUGAGCGGGUGCGCGCUGCUUCUGGCGCCGGCCGUGCGAGGCUGCGGGCCGGGCAGGGUGGUGGGCAGCCGCCGCCGCCCGCCCCGCAAGCUCAUCCCGCUCGCCUACAAGCAGUUCAGCCCCAACGUCCCCGAGAAGACUCUUGGUGCCAGCGGCCGCUACGAGGGCAAGAUCGCGCGUAACUCGGAGCGCUUCAAGGAGCUCACGCCCAACUACAACCCAGACAUCAUCUUCAAGGACGAGGAGAACACCGGCGCCGAUCGGCUGAUGACCCAGCGCUGCAAGGACCGCUUGAACUCCCUGGCCAUCUCUGUCAUGAAUCAGUGGCCAGGGGUGAAGCUGCGGGUGACGGAGGGCUGGGACGAGGAUGGGCACCACUCGGAGGAGUCACUGCAUUACGAGGGCCGAGCUGUGGAUAUCACAACGUCGGACCGGGACCGCAACAAGUAUGGCAUGCUGGCUCGCCUGGCCGUGGAGGCUGGCUUCGACUGGGUCUACUAUGAGUCCAAGGCACACAUCCACUGCUCUGUCAAGUCAGAGCACUCAGCCGCUGCGAAGACAGGGGGCUGCUUCCCUGGGCGGGCGCUGGCGACGCUGGAGGACGGUGCCCGGACACCCCUUUGGGCACUGCGCCCAGGCCAGCGGGUGCUGGCGAUGGACGGGGCAGGCAGGCCCACCUACAGCGACUUCUUGACAUUCCUGGACAAGGAGCCCCGUGCUCUCACCUCCUUUCACAUCAUCGAGACGCGGGAGCCACCCCGGCGCCUGGCCCUAACGCCCACCCACCUGCUCUUCGUGGCCGAGAACGCCUCAGCGCCCGCUGCCCACUUUCGCCCCACCUUUGCCAGCCGCGUGCGUCCUGGACAUUUUGUGCUGGUGGUGGUGGGGGGAGGUGGCUUGCAGCCCGCCGAGGUGGUGGGGGUGCGGGACCGGAGGGACGUGGGAGUCUAUGCCCCACUGACACGCCACGGGACGCUGGUGGUGGAUGGCGUGGUGGCCUCAUGCUUCGCCCUGGUGCAGGAGCAACAUCUGGCACAGCUAGCCUUCUGGCCGCUCCGGCUUUACCACAGCCUGGUGGGGUGGCCAGGGGUGCAGGGGGAUGGUGUGCACUGGUACUCAGGGCUUCUCUACCACCUGGGGAGGCUGCUCCUGCCCCCUGACAGCUUCCACCCACUGGGGGUACCCCAGGCAGAGAGCUGAGGGUGCACCCCAGCCACAGACAGUGCUGUUGGUGGAGGUGGUGGCUGCAGGGCAACUCACGGGGGCCAGAACCCCCUCCCAAAGCUGGAUGUCCAUGGGAAGCUGCCUCCAGCCCUACCUGCUUGGGACACAGCCACCUCGUGGUUGGGGGGCACUGGAGCUACCCACUGUGCUUCCUCCAUGCUCACUGAUCAUUCCUCACCCCCUGUUCCUGGGGGUAGGCGGGAGGCACAAAGGUUCCCCCCAGACAUGGGGGUCCCCCCAGCUGGAUCCACAUGCUGCUAUUUGUGUGUGUGCGUGUGAUGUGUGCGUGUGUGUGCAGAAUUAGCUAAUGACAGAGGUCUGAUAGAUGAGGUGGAGUGGGAAGAGAGCCCCUGGCUGUAGGCUGCUCCUGCAGGUCUCCCAGCCUGCCUGCACCCUGCAGUGAGGCUUUGGCAGCAGGGCCCCAGGAUCAUUUGCUGGGCAGCAUGCAUGGGAGGGUGGGCAAUGCUAUUUCUGCCCCUAGGACAUGGCAGCUGUGUGGUGGGUGGCCCAGAUACUGGGCCUGUGCUUUCCCUUAGCCCUGACAGCCACUGCAGGGGGGCACCCCAAACCAGUCUCUGUAUGCCUGGAAUGCCCAAGCACCAGCCAGGCUGGAGGGGCUGGCACGGCUCUGGCGUGAGUCCUGUGAUUUGGUGACAUGAGGGCUGCUGGAGUGAGAGACUGCGAGUGAGACCUCAAGCUCUGCCCUAAGCCACCACCAUAGCCACUCAGCUAGAUAUGCCCAUGGGGAUGUUGUGACCACACAGGGGGUUCUGGGUGGAAAGAGGGGGCUGCAGAACCAAGCAUGUGGGCAGGAGGAUGUGAGUGCCAGACAGUCAUGGACACACACUCGUGUGAGCAGGGGUAGGGAAAGCCAAGGCUGCAGCCCCAGCCUGUCAGAGCCAGGGGAAGGAAAGUGGAUGGGGAGAAAGUGCUCCCUGCCUUGCCUUCCUGGCAUCCCACCCUCAGCUGGUUCAGCACAAAGCCAUGCCUUUCCCACCCUAAAGCUAAAAAUCUCCCCAAACUCCAGAUCCUGCCUGUCCUGACCUCCCUGACCCCCCAGCACCCCGAACCCUCAGGGUAACUCAUUGCUGCUCACCUGCUCCUGGGACCUGGGGCGGGAGUCCCAUGAGAGCUGCAGCCAUGAUCCCCCCCACAAAACCCUAGCUAGAGCCUCAGCCUCCCCUGGUUCCUUGCUAGCAGAGGUGAGGGGGCUGGGGCGGGCUGUGACCUGCAUGCCCCCCUGCAGCAUCACACAUCUUUAUUUAUUUAUCUGCUCGUUGUAUGUACCAUAGAUGGGAGGCAGCAUGGCCACAUGCAGGGUGAGGGGGGAGAAAGCUGGUUGGUUGGGGGGGUGAUUUUAUUUUUUUUUUUAACAAAAAGCAGAAAUUAUUUAAAUAUUAUUUUUAAGCACAGUUUUUAUGGUGAUUGUUGUCCAGGGCGAAGUGAGAGAGCGCGAGCGUGGCCAAUGUCAGGUGUAUUUUUGUCUCUUCACUGGAUGUACCUUUCCUGAUCGGGGACACAGCCCAAUAAAUCCAUCAUCUCCCAG
Molecule: messenger RNA, 3291 nt
Organism: Apus apus (common swift)
Lineage: Eukaryota; Metazoa; Chordata; Aves; Apodiformes; Apodidae
Gene: IHH
Product: Indian hedgehog signaling molecule
Exons: 3
Coding region: 495-1721 (408 amino acids)
Biological process (GO): regulation of gene expression; smoothened signaling pathway; protein autoprocessing
Molecular function (GO): patched binding; calcium ion binding
Source: RefSeq, a predicted model, not a curated record